Messenger RNA from Diaporthe citri, 771 nucleotides. RefSeq lists its product as uncharacterized. Gene Ontology annotation, molecular function: ferrous iron binding; zinc ion binding; oxidoreductase activity, acting on single donors with incorporation of molecular oxygen. The transcript has 3 exons. The record is from RefSeq and is a predicted model, not a curated record. Bases 1 to 771 code for a protein of 256 amino acids. Lineage: Eukaryota; Fungi; Ascomycota; Sordariomycetes; Diaporthales; Diaporthaceae.
AUGACGCGAGGAGCUGUUGUCAGUGUCUCUCAUGGCGGAGGUCCCAUGCCUGUUCUGGGAGACCCAGGCCAUGCCAGCAUCGUCAGAUCGCUCAAGAAACGGGUCCCCGAGAUCCUCAAGCUGGGAACACCAGAGGCACCAAGGGCCAUCGUUGUCGUAACAGCCCACUGGUCCGAGGCACAACCAACCAUCUCCUCUGGCAGCACACAUUCGCUCUACUACGACUACGGCGGGUUCCCGAGGGAGGCCUACCAGCUGAGAUACCCCGCGCCAGGGUCGCCCGAGGUCGCAGGCGAGGUCAGGCAGGCGCUCGAGGACGCCGGCCUGAAGCCCGUCCUGGACGAGAGGCGCGGCUGGGACCACGGCGUCUUCGUCCCCUUCAUGCUCAUCCACCCGGCCGCGGACGUGCCCAUCGUGCAGCUGUCGGUGCUCCGCAGCGAGGACCCGGGGGAGCACGUCCGCAUGGGCCGGGCGCUGCGGGGCCUGCGCGACUCGGGCGUGGCCGUCGUCGGCUCCGGGUUCGCGUCGCUGCACAACUUUGCGCUCAUGGGGCCGCUCAUGAGCGGGGGACCCGAGAAGGACGCGGAGGAGAGGGAGAAGAAGCUGGUGGGGUGGAGGACGUUCCCGAGGGCGUACGAUAUCCACCCGAGGCAUGGGGCCGAGCAUUUCAUGCCGCUGCUUGUUUGUGCCGGUGCAGGAGGGGACGAGAAGGCGGGAGCGUAUAAGGAUGAUUUUGUAGGGGUAGAUAUCUGGUCUUACUAUUGGUCAUGA